Molecule: messenger RNA, 1389 nt
Organism: Tricharina praecox
Lineage: Eukaryota; Fungi; Ascomycota; Pezizomycetes; Pezizales; Pyronemataceae
Exons: 3
Coding region: 123-1379 (418 amino acids)
Biological process (GO): division septum assembly
Cellular component (GO): division septum
Source: RefSeq, a predicted model, not a curated record
AAGAUCCCUCGCUCCACGGAACUCUACCGGCGCGCCCGUUUAAUCCCGUCAUUCCUCCCGUCCGGUAGUGGUGUGGGACCGAGCAUCCCACACCUUCUCCGCCCAACUGAGAAUACCAGGCCAUGUCGGACCUUACAACGAGCUUCGGUCGUGUCGGCAGCGGGGCGUCACCUCCGGUCAUAGCUUUUGUGCGUGUCUCCGGCCCGCCAAAUAGCAACUUCCUCGUGGGAUACCCCGGUAUAUCCGCGACACUGCCGCGGAUAGAGGGCAAGGUUGAGAUCCGUCCACAAGGCGGUGUCAGUGCUCCGGUCGGAAUAUCAUACGUGUCCAUCGGACUCUAUCGACGAGAAUCAAUUCACCCUCACGCCGACAAAGUCAUCGGGAACCACCUCGCAGCGCCACGAAAGGAUACUCGAGAUUUGGUCGGGAAGGAGAUGCGGUUGUUUCAGUGCAUACCUGGCAAGCCAUUCGAGGAUGUCCUCGCUAUGGACUUACCGUUCGUCCUGUUCAUUCCCUUCGCGAGGGCUGGGGACGAUAUCGUAAAGGUGCCGCCUGCGAGCUUGCAAUUGCCAUCGCGAGUCGCCGAAACAUACUAUGAGCUGGUGGUUUCCGUGCAGCAGGGCCACGCCGACCUCAAAAAGCACGCCUUCCCCGUGCCGCUCUGUCGAUACGAUACGCUGUCAACAUUCGGCAUGUACAAUAGACCCGAGUCGCAAGAGCGAGUGUCCGAUCAUGUUGUCACUUUGGGGACUAGUUUGUCGCGCUGGUCGUUUGGACCGAAUGAUCCUGUGGAAAUUUUUGUACGCUUGACACCGAACCCUGAUUGGAUGACCAAAGCGAGGAAGGUAUCGAUCUCGAGGAUCGUGGCCACCAUUGAAGAGCAAAUCACCUACAAUCCAGAAGGAGACGAGCCAACGACCAAGACCAACAAGCUCAUAUCGAAGAAGGAGGUUGUGGGGAUGAAGCUACCUGAAAAAGGUUACAUGUCGACCAUAAAUUUGAGAUUCCCCGCCAAGGAGUUGCGCGACAGCGACGGGUUCUUGCCACGCGUCAAAUCGGCAUUUCCACUUAACGCGAUAUCCGGCUUCACUACGACGGCGAGUUUAUACAAAAUUGAAUACUUUGUUUGCGUCAAAGCCCAUCUGUCUAGUUGCAAAGAUAUCCAAGUCCGACAGAGGAUAAUAGUCUCGCCCUUUGACCACCAAACUUGCAUGGACGAGAUGGAUGCCAUAGAGCUCGCCGCGAGAGAUGCAUAUCACAUCAACAUCGAAAACCCCAUGCUGCCCGCGCCCACGAUUAUACGGCCCUAUGAUACCAACGCACUACACUGCCUCGGAAUGACGAUGGUUGGAGACAAACGAAAGCUGUUAAUUGAAUGAGCCACAAUGU